Dichomitus squalens LYAD-421 SS1 is the source of this 1032-nucleotide messenger RNA. RefSeq lists its product as uncharacterized. The coding region runs from base 1 to 1032 and encodes 343 amino acids. The record is from RefSeq and is a predicted model, not a curated record. The transcript has 4 exons. Lineage: Eukaryota; Fungi; Basidiomycota; Agaricomycetes; Polyporales; Polyporaceae.
AUGUCUACCCUUGCCGUCAACGACGUCGGGACUGAGCUGUCGUAUAUCGAUAGCGGUGUUCCCAGUGGCACCAAGGAAUACGUGACUAUCUUUGCAAUUCAUGGGACUGUGUUUACUGGCCUAAUCUGGAAUAGGGUCAUCUCACUCGCCCCAAAGUCAGGCGUGAGAUUCGUCGCUGUGAACCGCCGCGACUAUCCCGGUUCCACUGCUCUCUCCCCCGAGGAGAUCAACGUCUUGAACUCUGGGACCGACGACCAGAAGGCUGAGUUCCUGAAAGCGCGUGGUGUGGAGAUCGCAACGUUCAUCUCUCUCUUCGCCGAGAAGCACGAUCUCCCCGCUGCAUCUGCUGAUGGGACCGCCGGAGGCUUCGGAAUUGUGGGCUGGUCUUUGGGCUGCGCUUUCGCCCUCGCCGCCGUCGCUGCCGUCGACGCCCUCCCGGAGCCCGCACAAGCGCGCUGGAAAGCCGGCGCACGCGCCUUGAUCUUGCAGGAGCCACCUACCGUCUCUCUCGGAAAAGCGAUCCCUCCCGAUGCGUGGACGCCGCUUGUCGACCAGAGCAUGCCCGCUGAGGCCCGUACGGCCUUCUUCUCGCACUGGAUCACCUCCUACUUCAAGCACGGCGACCUGUCAUCGCGCGACCCCAAGGCCAUCUCCUACGUCGUCCCGGCAACCUCGCGCGCGCCCACGAUCUACUCCUUGACCGAAGAGGAGGUCAAGCACUCGAUCUACGAGCCGUCCGCCUUCGGGUCUGACAUGGCUUUCAUGAUCUUCUCGGCGCCCCAGAUCGCCGCGACGUACAAGAAGGCGGUGUUCGACAAGGACCUUCGCGCUCUUGUCCCCAACUUGAAGGUCACCGUCUUUUCCGGCGACGCGACAGCGUCGUUCUCCAUCCCGUCACAGUGGGAGGUCGAAGACGACGACAAGGCUGCCGGCGGUGGCUUCGUUACAGUCAAGUGGAUUCCGGGCUUCAAUCAUCUUGCGCACGUCGACGAGCCUGCUGCUACGCUGCAAGUGUACAAGGAUGCUUUCUAA